AUGGAUCUUUCAGAUGCCCUGGGUCUGAGACUUUUCACGCGCUUGGCCUCCCCUUCCGAGCCAAGCCCUUCUCGCCACGAGGAACGGGCCCCGGAGGAGGAGGAGGAGGAGGAGGAGGAAAAAGAAGAAAGGGCUCGUCCGCUGCCCCCGAGGCCCCCCUCCGCCGCCGAUUCACCUCGUCGAGAAACCCAGAGACGAUGUGAGAUGCAGGUGAAGCAGCUGUAUUGGACUUGCUGCUGUUGGCUUGGAAUCUACCUGUGGCUUCUAGCUGGAGAAGGAGGAUGUGUCCGUGCAAAACUCUGCAGAAUUCCCCAGUGUGGCAGGAGUACCAAUGCUGGACUUUGGCCCAGCAGACACCAGUGUCACAGUUCUCACUGCCUCAGCAGGUCAAAUCGCUCAUCUCAUGCCUUCAUUCAGCCUACCAUAACUGGGCAAGAGCAGCCAUCCAGCAAGCAACAGCAGCAGCAAUCUUCUAUGGGGAGCAGCCUGGGGCUCUUAGCCCUGACCAGCAGGGGUGCCGAGGAGAUGUGUUCUGGAGGAAGGGACUGUACCAGCAGAGCUCCCAAUGGCACCAUGCGGGACUGCAGAGGCAUUGAGUGUAGGCUACCCAUGCGCAUUCGCCAGAAGCCCAGGCCUGCUAGCCAAGCCAUCCCAUGCCCCCCAAACCAAGGGGAAGGUUGCCUUGAGCCUGCCCUGGUCAGAGGAACUGAGAAGGCAGCACAGUUCAUUGGGGAAGAGCUUGCCCACACGGCUUCGGAACUUGGUGGUGCUGCUCUGGGUGUUCAGCUCAUCUGCGAUGUUAAACCAGGAGAUAAUGAAGUCCCAUCUGAGGAUGCACUUGUACUCCAACUACAGCUUACCAAAGGCCAAGAAAAGUUUGUCGAAACAUUAAAAAGUCAGCAAGCGGUCAUUGUGGAUUUACAGCAAAAACUUGCCGAGCAGCAGAAUGCGCUGGUCACCCAGCAGCGAGAAAUUAUUGUGCAACAAAGGAAAAUGUAUGAACAAAUGGACCUGAUCAAGGUUCAGUAUGGUAUGCUUUUUGACACAGUGAAGCAAAUGUCAUUUAGGAGUUUGCAAGAGGACAUCCAGCAUUACUUUGAGGCUAAUCUUCAAGGCCUGCAGAAGGAAGUCAUAAAUCAUCUCCAGAAGUCCUAUUCUGUGCAUAAAGUAAAUGUGGAUGCAAAAGUGAUUGAUAUUGGAGAACCUUUAAUGGAAUGUGGCCUUUGUGAAAGUGAUGAAUUUUGCAAUUUCCAGAAGACACCAUCACAAUGUGAAAAAUGCACCUUGUGUCCUGCUGGCUUUUUUCAGCUAUCGGAAUGUUCUUCAAAUGCUGAUCGAAUAUGCCAGGAUAGAGAUGAAUGUAAUGAAUCACCAAGUAUCUGUGGGGAAAGGAUAAAAUGCCUGAACACACCAGGGGGAUUCCGCUGUCUUGGAAUUGCAGAAAAAGAGGCUGCUUUGGGACUGUGCGGAGAGGAAUAUUUCUUCAACGAAGAGCUGCAGGAGUGCCAGGCCUGCCUGACGUGUGCUGAUGGAGCAGUGGUUUCGCCUUGUGCCCUUGUGAGCGACACAGUUUGUUCAACAGCCAGUGAAACCAUGCUGUCUGAGACAUGGGCUGCAGACAUUGUUUUACCCUCGGCAAAGUCUGGCUCAUCUCAGGUCUACCCUGGGUUUAAACUGAAGUUAAAGGAAAAACAAGGAUGUGAUAUUGGAACUGUUGAAGAGGGCAGCUUGGUGUUCAAAGACCAUGGCUUAAUGUGGGCUGAUUUCAACUUUGCUGUGAAACAUAACUGCAGAAAUUUCCUCCAUCUUUCCUUAAAGUUCAAGGACAGUGAGGAAGGCUAUGAACUCAGUGGAGUCCGCAUUGAACAGCCAGAGGGCAGACUUUUCCAGAGUGCCAGUGUAAGUAGUGCUGCAGAGGUAGAGCCGAGCCAAACCCUUUCAAUAUUUUUGAAGAGCCCUAAUCAAUUCUGCAACCAAAGUGAAGAUUUGAACGUUUACGAUCUCCAGACCCCUCUCAGCUUGUUUUGGUUAUCUCAUGAUACAGGAGCAGUAGCCAUGACUGCACAAACAACCACCGCAACGCACUACCAAACAAAUUAUCAGCCCACCUUUAAGUUUGUUUCUGUUUCUGACUCUUAUAUGUUAACCUUAUCUCAUGAUGGUAGAGCCAUCAAGUUUACUGAAACGGGGGUUGUGAAGUUUGUUUUCCACCAAGCCCUAUAUUCCAUGGGUCACACUUGCAUUCGUGAAGGAUUCACCAUGAUUGCUUAUCUGAACAAAAAUGGAACCAAUGCAGAACUGACGACUGUUUAUAAAUCUGGUGUCAAUUACAGAGAUACUUCAAUCUCUGUUUCUGGGGCCACUGAAGUCAGUGCUGGGGAUCUAAUUAGCUUUGAGAUCCUUUCUCCUGCACAAUGCAGUGUUCGUUAUUUUGGAGACAGCUCUGGAAUUAGUACAUUCAGCCUCAUCUGGGUUCCAUCUACUAUUUCCACUGCUCUUUCAGCCACAGUCUCUGUAACAAGACUGCCCACAGGAGCUGUCAGAAACAAAGUCUUGGAUUUUAUUCAAGUCUCAACCAAUGAGAAACAGGUCUAUCUAAUAUCUACUGGACAACUUGCCCAGAAAUAUUUUGUAUUUACAGAAAGAGGAAUUGCUAGUAUUGUGUUUACUUUAAAAUUAAUUCAUUCAUGUAAUAUGCUUCGGAUAACUUUAAAUCAAUGCAUCAGUGAUCAUGCACCACUUGACAUAAUUGCUCAACAAAUUGGAGGCCAAGUACCUGAAGGUAGCAUCUGGACCAGUGUUAGUCUUCGUUCCUCUUUCAAGGUCCACAAUGGGACCAUGGUAUCGAUAUCUCUAGACUGUGUGCGUGGCAGAAUCAACCACAUUGCUCAUAAACAUGGAACCAGCUUAUCUAUCUUAUGGAUAUCUUCAUAG
Messenger RNA from Candoia aspera, 2934 nucleotides. RefSeq lists its product as uncharacterized. The coding region runs from base 1 to 2934 and encodes 977 amino acids. The record is from RefSeq and is a predicted model, not a curated record. The transcript has 6 exons. Lineage: Eukaryota; Metazoa; Chordata; Lepidosauria; Squamata; Candoiidae. Gene Ontology annotation, molecular function: protein binding; heparin binding; calcium ion binding.